Messenger RNA from Cicer arietinum (chickpea), 2248 nucleotides. NCBI's taxonomy places the organism in Eukaryota, Viridiplantae, Streptophyta, Magnoliopsida, Fabales, Fabaceae. The record is from RefSeq and is a predicted model, not a curated record.
CUGUCAAAUAAAGUAGAGUGAGAGAAGGAAAAAGAGCAAGCUUGUUUCUAUUAGAGUCGCGAGCUUGUUGUAGUCGGUCCGUGAAGGGAGAACUUGCUGUUUGCCAGUAAUGACUUUCACGAGGCAUUAAAUAUCCUCUAUUCUAUUGUUGGGAUAUUACAUGCUGGGACCGAACCGAAGAAAAGUAGAAGCCUCAACCGGCAUUAUAACUACAGUACGCUACCUCCUAAAUCAAGAUCUACAUCCCGUCGCUACCCUUUCAGCCCUUUAAAUGUUCAUCUUCCCGCGUGAGGGUGAUCAGCUUUCUCGUUCACCAAGCCAACCGAGUUGCUCAUGGGAAGGAGCAUGUGAGGGAGAACGACCAAACUUUGUCUCUUCGUACGGGACUAGAGCAAGCUGGCUAAGCCGCAUCUUCUGCUUUCUUUUCAUUUUGCAUUUGUCUUUCAAAAACCCGUUCUUGCUGUUCUUUCAUCAGCAAAUGUGGCAAACUACUGGUGGUCUUUUCUUCAACUAGAAGAUCUCUGCUCAAGUCUUUAGAAAGCAAGAGUCCUGCUGUUGGAGUAAAGGCAUGCCUUUAGUUAAGGUAGCGAGUUACUUUCCGGUGAGAUGGUCGUUGUAUUUAGAGAAAGUCAAGGCGCCCGAUUGGAGCUCAUUGGUUCAGCAUUUUGAAGGUAGUUUGGAGGAAUAGGGUAAGAAGGGAUGGCUCGAGAUGGGAGCGUUGUCCCUGCGGACCCACAGGCUAUGGUUGUUAUGAAAAAGAAGACACAAACUUCGAGAAGUUGGAUUUUGAUUGAUGCUACGGGUCAAGGGUCGAUGCUUGAUGUUGACAAGUAUGCUAUCAUGCAUAGGGUUCAGAUUAAUGCACGUGAUCUUAGAAUCCUUGAUCCUUUGCUUUCUUACCCUUCUACCAUUCUUGGUCGUGAGAAGGCUAUUGUGCUUAACUUGGAGCAUAUCAAGGCAAUUAUCACAGCUGAAGAGGUAUUGCUGCGAGAUCCAACAGAUGAAAAUGUGGUCCCUGUUGUUGAAGAACUGCGGAGGCGAUUGCCUAAACUGAGUGACAUUCAUCAACAACAAGGAGAUGGUAAAGAGUAUAUUGGUGGUCAACAUGAUGCUGAAGCUGCUGAUGAAGAUGAGUCACCGUUUGAGUUCCGCGCCCUGGAGGUUGCUUUAGAAGCCAUUUGUAGUUUUCUUGCUGCACGUACAUAUGAGUUGGAGCUGAUUGCUUAUCCUGCAUUAGACGAACUUACCUCCAAGAUUAGUAGUCGUAAUUUGGACAGAGUUCGUAAAAUGAAGAGUGCAAUGACAAGGCUGAAUGCUCGGGUACAAAAGGUCAGAGAUGAGCUCGAACAAUUGCUGGAUGAUGACGAUGAUAUGGCUGACCUAUACCUGUCGAGAAAGGCAGGUUCGGUGUCACCAGUUAGUGGAUCAGGUGCUGCAAAUUGGUUUGCUACCUCCCCAACCAAUGGAUCAAAAAUAUCCAGAGCAAGUAUUGCAACAGCUCGUUUUGAUGAAAAUGACGUGGAAGAGCUUGAAAUGUUACUGGAGGCUUAUUUCAUGCAAAUUGAUAGCACAUUAAACAAAUUAAACACACUGCGAGAGUAUAUUGAUGAUACCGAAGAUUACAUUAACAUUCAACUCGACAACCAUCGAAAUCAGCUUAUUCAGUUAGAGCUCUUUCUUAGCUCUGGAACUGUUUGCCUAUCUUUCUACUCUCUGGUGGCUGGUAUUUUUGGAAUGAACAUCCCAUACAGUUGGAAUGACAACCAUGGUUACAUGUUCAAAUGGGUAGUUAUUGUCUCAGGAGCAUUUUCAGCUAUUAUGUUUCUCAUGAUUACCAUUUAUGCUCGCCAAAAGGGGCUGAUUGGAUCAUGAAAAUCAAUAUGUUGGAAAGGUGCACAGAAUGAACUUUACAUAUGGUCCAGAAUGACGAUUCAAGAUCUUGUCAAUUUAUUUAAGAUUACAUUAAAGGGUAUAUAAUGCAAGCUUAGUUCUUAGGGUUGAUACGGAGCUGGUGUUAGUCUGGCAGGUCUGCAAUAACCUCAAAUAUACAGAUCCAGAGUUGAUUUUUGUUUUGAAUAAUUUUAAGGCCUUGAUAUGUGAUUAAAUUAAGUUGAAUAUAUUAUUAAUCUUUAUAUGCUAUUUUUUUGUAGUUAAUAUAAUGAUAUUUUUCUUUUGUUAACUUCAUGUAAACAUGGAUCAGAUAAGCAUUAUAAAUAAAUUCGGACACCGUUAUGAUCGAGCCAUUAAA